This is a messenger RNA of Striga asiatica, 306 nucleotides long. The record is from the annotation of a GenBank genome assembly. NCBI's taxonomy places the organism in Eukaryota, Viridiplantae, Streptophyta, Magnoliopsida, Lamiales, Orobanchaceae.
AUGAAUAUUAUUUCAAAUGAAGCAAAAAACAACCUUUCCCCCAGGAAGACCACCUUUUCCAACAACACGAACGGGAGGACAAUUUGUGGCCAUAAAGCAAUCAACAUCUGCACCGAGCUGCUUAAGUCCGGCACAAGUAAGAAAACCACCUCAGACAGAGCAGCUAGAAGCAAAAUGCGGUUGGAAAGUGACUUAGAGCCCGGCAACUUAACGAUGCCGGAGAUUUCUCGGAUGGGCUGCAGCACAAUCUCUGGCACUGUCGACGGCUUCUCCGCCGUCGCAACCGAAGCCAAAACCAUCAAUUGA